Branchiostoma belcheri (Belcher's lancelet) is the source of this 1180-nucleotide messenger RNA. RefSeq lists its product as uncharacterized. The transcript has 2 exons. Bases 114 to 1061 code for a protein of 315 amino acids. The record is from RefSeq and is a predicted model, not a curated record. Lineage: Eukaryota; Metazoa; Chordata; Leptocardii; Amphioxiformes; Branchiostomatidae.
AUUCCCUCGUAUGUCAGCCUUCAGUGGAAUGACAUAAGGUGUAGUGGGCCUGACCACCCCCAUUUCUCACUUGGUAGCUCCCAGAAUGAAACUCCCAUGAUUCCUUGCUGCGCAUGCGCACUGGUCAGUCUUUAUUUUUUGAGCCUCUGGCAACACACCCCCGGUGUUUUUCUCUUGGUAAAAUGGGCUCGAAGCGCGAGGACAGACGACGCAAGAGUUCAAGAGCUCCCGAAGAGCGGGAGGAGCGCGCGCGCUCCUCCUCGAGGCACGCCAGCCGCAAGAGGACGGCGUCCAGAACCGAGCACAUGGCGCCCCCCUCCCCACCUGGGGGCGGCCAUGAUAGUUCUUCACAACAUUCACAGCCGCCCAAGUUGCGGCCUGUUACGGCCCCGGGCGACGACGUGGACUCCACGGCGGGCGGAAUCGAGUCUGAAGAACUUCAUGAGGGAGAGAAAGGCACACGUGUCGACUCUCAACUCGAGAAGAAGAGCGAGGAAGUAGUCUUUUUGGAGACUCAAGAGAAGAAUGGUGACAGCAGUGCCGUACGUAUAUCUGCCUUAGAGCAGAAUUUCUCUUUGCUUUCAGAUAAGCUGGACGGACUUCAAGAACUGCUGGUCAACCAACUGACGUCUUCAGAACCCUCGAGGAAGCGGCGAGCUUCGACUGGCGAGGGAACGGUUGCAGAGAAGCGGCAGCGCUUCACAGCUCAGCCGGAAGAAGGGGAGGGGGGCGGCAGCACCUUUCCCGACGACAACGCGUCAUCCGACGAUGGCGGCGAUGGCUUCAGCGCCCUAGAGCCGUUUGACCCGACAGCCAACAAGGCCAAGGAGCCCUGGGAGGCCGAUGAUAUUGUCAUUCGGUUCUCCGAGAAGUACUUCAAGCACGAGAACCAGUGCAGGGGAGAGGCUCUAGAGAGCUGGCAGAAGAUGCAUGACUGGCCAGACAACAAGCCGGACAACAUGGUGGCACCGGUCCUGAACGAUUUCUUGUCCCGUGCUGUCAUCGAGAACGACAAAAAGCAGGAAGAAGUUCAGAGACAUCUUCAAGAAGCCUUCAGAUGAUCCCCAGUACCUGUUUCCACCAGAUCUGGGUUCUAAGGCUAAAGAGAUGGCUUCAGAGGACAAGGCCGUCUCCGGGCUGCUGCAGAAGGAGGGGUCGACCAACAAGGCUUCAGAGUCAU